UCGUUCUUUCCUAAUUUUCCCUAAUUGUUAAACCUUAUUCUUGAUCUAGUAUCUGCAGUUGAGCCGGUUUCUAUCGGCUGGUUUUCGUCCCUUGAUAGUGUUACAGCUUUUCUGUUGCUCAAUGCACAUGAAAUUUAUUUUGUCUGCACUUUGUUUCAUAUCUUUAACGUAUAUAAUCACGCGAUUCAUCAUUCUAAGCCAAUUUGUUUUGAGCUCGAACCUGUUGAUUUAUUAUGGCAUCAGAGCCCGCGAUUCGUAAGUCACUUAGGCUCAAGAGUUUCCUGUGACACGGCUGUUAUCAAUUGAUGAAUUAUAUUCUUAAUAAAUAUGAUAAUUGAACACGUUUCUCCGAACCCAAUUGGUUUUAAGUUGAAACCUUGGCGACUUAGUGACUGUAAUUGGUAGGCUGCUUUUGGUGAGUAUGUGAUUAGGCUGGUUAAACAAUAUUGAUGUGAUAGUUCAGGAGGCAAAUUCUCAAACCAAAAAUGGAGAAAUUUGUGAUGGUAUUUGUUUUGCAUUGUAUUGGGGUGUAAUUUAUGAUGUAGUUUGGGAUUUCUUGAUUCUGGAGUAUUUCCUUGGUCAUUGUGGUGAUUGUGCUACUACUGAUAUUGGUUGAUGGAAGGGAACCAGGUGGUGUUUGCUUGUGCAUAGAGCUAUCUAAGAUUUGCAAGUUAAGGUUUUUAGGUCGUGAACCUUGUAUAGGCUAUAUUAAUAAACGGGAUUCCAGGGUCUACCAUAAACGUUUGUGCAAAUAUUGGCUGAUGGAUAUAUGGCAUAAACAUAAACAUCAUCAUCGAGGAAAGGAACAGCUGAACUAUGAUUGAACAGGACGAGUAUCGUUGUUUUAUUGGGAAUCUUUCAUGGUCAACAUCUGACAGAGACUUGAAAGAAGCCUUUAAAAAAUUUGACCAUCUUGUAGAUGCAAAGGUUGUGGUUGACAGAUCAUCUGGGCGAUCACGUGGGUUCGGGUUUGUUACUUUUGAUGAUGAAAAAGCUAUGGAAGAUGCAAUUGAAGCAAUGAAUGGGAUAGAUUUAGAUGGACGUCCUAUCUCAGUAGAUAAAGCUCAACCAAAUCAAGGAGGUGGCAGAGACCGUGACAGCGGGCGGGACAGGGAUAGGGACAGAGACAGGGGUAGGGAUCGGGGUCGAGACCGUGAUUACGGAGGUGGUGGGAGAGGAUCAGGUGGUGGUGGUGGUGGUGAUUGCUUCAAAUGUGGGAAGCCUGGCCAUUUUGCUCGAGAAUGCCCAUCUGGAGAGGGAUCAAGAGGAGGGAGCAGGUAUGGUGGCAGAGAUGACAGAUACGGCAGUCGCCAUGGUCCGGAUCGCAGUGGCGAUCGCUCAAGUGGACGGAACAGGGAGUCUGGCAGUCGUGGAGGCUCAGGAAGCGAUAGACAUAAUCGUGAUCGUUCUGGUCCCUAUGAACGCCCUUGAUGCUUGUGAGGAUCUAGGUACACGAGGAUUGUAUCACUACAUGCCGAAUCUGCAGGAUUUUACGGGAUCACACUUUCUCCCAUUUUGAAUUGCAUCAAACUGGCAACUGCCAUAUCUUCUUUUUCCCUGAUUUUAGUAUCCAUUUCUGUUUUGAACAAAUUUUCAUCGAGUGUUGAAUGGAUCUUUUUUAGCGUAUUAAAGAUGUAAUUGCUGCUUGAAUUUGAGAAUGGUUCUUCAGUUUUCGGUU
Cynara cardunculus var. scolymus (artichoke) is the source of this 1678-nucleotide messenger RNA. RefSeq names its product glycine-rich RNA-binding protein RZ1A-like. Lineage: Eukaryota; Viridiplantae; Streptophyta; Magnoliopsida; Asterales; Asteraceae. The record is from RefSeq and is a predicted model, not a curated record. The coding region runs from base 817 to 1431 and encodes 204 amino acids. Gene Ontology annotation, molecular function: RNA binding; zinc ion binding. The transcript has 4 exons.